CAGCUUGUUUAAUUUUGUUCUGAAUAAUCUGCCAAUAUUUCAUGUACAAGGAACAGGUGGAAGGAGUGUAUUUAUAUACUUGUUUCUUGUAUUUCAGAUGAGAUGCUGGAAAAGUUUUCUGUCAUUGAGGAGCAGCCCACCACCCAGGAGCCUCCAAUAAUUAUUAUUGAUGAUGAUGAUGAUGAUGAUGAUGAUGAUGGCGGCAACAACAACAAAUUGAAGGGUCCUAAGCUAACUAAAGAAGAUUUCUGUGCUCAGGGCCAAAUUUCUCUUGAUAAAGAAGAGGUAGUUGAGUUUGCUAUCUCCCAGUACAACUUGCCUGAUAAUGUUGUUGAGAUGCAGGAUUUUGGUAAAAAUAUUGGCCAACCACCAAAUGAUCCUGAGGCUAACCUAGAAAUUAUAGAUACAAAGUUGCCAAGUGAAGAACCCAUACCUGUGGUGGAACAGCCAAAGAAAAGGAAGGACAAAACCAAAAAUAUACGUGUAACACCUGCUGUUAGUGGAAGAAAAAAACGUGGUCCUUCAAAGAAGAAAUCCAGUGCAGUAAAAGUUGAAAAAUGUGAGACUGGGAAAUCUAUGUGCAAAAUACCUGGAUGUUUCUUACGUGACCUUGAAAAGUCAAAGAAAUAUUCUAGAUAGAAUUUCAAGCAAAAUAAGGAUGAGUUGGUUCAGAAAAUCUACCAACUGUUUAACAGCACCGUCUUUGAUCAGAAGAUGCUAGAGAAAAUAGAAAUCACCUGGAAUAAAAAGAUGCUGAGAACUGCUGGCUUAUGCACCACUAGUGAGACAUGACACCCCAAAAGGGAGCGCUAUGCCAAGAUCGAGAUUUCUCUGAAAGUCUGUGACUCUGCAGACCGCCUCCGUGAUACUUUGAUCCAUGAAAUAUGCCAUGCAGCUUCCUAGCUGCUUGAUGGUGUCCGAGAUUCUCAUGGUGAUGCAUGGAAGUAUUAUGCAAGAAAAUCCAAUGCGGUGCACCCCGAGCUGCCCAGGGUCACUCGUUGCCAUAACUAUACAAUUAACUACAAGAUUAAUUAUGAAUGUACUCAGUGCAAAACCAGGGUUGGCCACUACACCAAAUCGUUGAACACAGAACGCUUUAUCUGUGCCAGAUGCAGAGGGCCCCUGGUCAUGCUGCCAUUAACUCGUAAAGAUGGAACCCCCAUUGAGCCCCAUGUGAGACCAUUUGCCAAAUAUGUGCAGGAGAAUUACCGAGUGGUGUUUCAAGGGACAGCUGGGAUCAGCCAUGGGGAUGUGAUGAGAAAGCUCAGCAAGGAUUAUGUUGCCAGUAAACAAAAGAAGAAUCCUUAGAGUAUGUUUAUAUGAGCUGAAUCCUUUACUGAUGAAAAGUUUUAGAAAAAAGUCUCUAUUAUUGUGCAGUUAUGAAUAUUAGAGUUUAAAUACAUGUUUUAAGAUUCUUGUUAUUCAUGAUUUUUGUUCUUAACUAAGGGUUCUAUUGCUAGUCAUUUUGUCCAGGACCAUACCCUGAAACAUUCCGGAUCCACCUUGGGUCUUAUUUUGAAUGCAAGUUUUAAAAUGUAGAAGAAAAUAGAGAAGAAAAAUGAGUUUUUGAGAGUGGCAGGUUGAGAGAAUGAAAAGGAUACUGGGAAGAGAACAAGUUUUAAAAGCAGCAGUUUACACAGGACUGUUGUCAGAUGUAACCUGCUAAACCCACCUAGACAGAAAAGACAAACAUGUUGUUGAAUUCAAUUGCUGAUGACAUUGAGUGAAGCUGUCAAGCUGUAUAAUUAUUCAACAAAUAAAAUGUUUUUGCAUCUCA
Marmota monax (woodchuck) is the source of this 1777-nucleotide messenger RNA. RefSeq names its product germ cell nuclear acidic peptidase (gene Gcna). Lineage: Eukaryota; Metazoa; Chordata; Mammalia; Rodentia; Sciuridae. Gene Ontology annotation, cellular component: nucleus. The record is from RefSeq and is a predicted model, not a curated record. The transcript is spliced from 6 exons.